Durusdinium trenchii is the source of this 1518-nucleotide messenger RNA. The record is from the annotation of a GenBank genome assembly. Lineage: Eukaryota; Dinophyceae; Suessiales; Symbiodiniaceae.
AUGAGGCCGAAAGGAUCAUGGACCGGCGUGCGGAAGCAGCGACAAACGAGGAUGCAAGCCAUAGAAGAGUUGAAAGCAACUGUGCGAGGCCAACAGGCUCAGAUGUCCAUCCUCUCUCGCAGGCAGGUCCAGCUGCGGGAAGAGGGUGAGGCGCUGCGCGAGUGUUUGGAGGCCUCGGGCGCCUUGGCGCCGGUGCGCUUCCUGGCGCGCUUGCACCGCCGGCGCUUCGCCGAGGUGAUCAAGCGGCACCCGGGGCCAUGGCCUGGGAGCUUGGAUGCCGUGAUGCAGAUCCGGGAGCUGGCAUUAGCCACAGCUGCCAGUGCUGGGGCUGCCAGCGUGGCGCCCCUGGCGGCGGCCAGCCGGGCUUUGCGGGCUGGAGUGGGCAGCAUGCUCUCGGAGUUCCCAGCUCUUUUCCCGUCUCAGGUCUACGCCAUUGGCGGCGCCGACUCUGGGGCCGAAACCUUGAGCUCGGUGGAGAAGUUCGACUCCAAGAGCUGCGUCUGGGAGACGGUGUCCCCCUUGGCGGAACCGCGGGAAAGCUGCGCCGCGGUGGCGGCCAACAGCAUGAUCUAUGUGCUGGGCGGUGUCAAUGCCGAGUCCCAAUGCCUCAACACCGUGGAAUGCUUCUCUCCACAGACGGGGACGUGGGAGCCGAUGCCUCCGAUGCGGCAUGCCCGUGCUGCCGCGGCGGCCGCGGCCUGUGGUGGGCAGGUCUACGUGAUCGGUGGCCGUGAUGGCUUUCAAUGCCUGGACAGUGUCGAGCGCUUUGAUCCGGUGGCCCGGCGUUGGCGGCUGCAAGCUUCCUUGCGGAGUGCCAGGCUGGGUGCGGCUGCCUGUGUCUUGGGAGGUGGCAUCUAUGUGAUUGGAGGCAAGGGCGGUGGUCGUGUCCUGGACUCGGUGGAGCGCCUGGAGCACGAGAACAGUUUCUGGGAGAUUUUGCCCUCCCUCCACGCGCGCCGCUAUCGUUGCGCCUCCGCGGCGGCGCACGGCCGGGUCUACGUGGCCGGCGGCUGCGACGGGGCCUGGCAGACGGGGCUGCGGAGUGUGGAGCGCUUUGACCCGGAGACCAGAGCUUGGAGUAUCUUGGCACCCCUGCAGGUGCCCCGCUGGGGGGCGGCCGCCGUGCCGGCCGGCGGGUCGGUGUGCGUCUUCGGCGGCCGUGGGGCGUCGCCCUCCACGGCGUUGAGCUCGGUGGAGCGCUUCGAUCCGGCGACGGGGACCUGGGAGCCGCUGCCGCCGAUGAAAGGCCUCGAAGGGCUUCCCACUCGCCUAAGCGAGGCUGGUACAUUAGGUGGACUGGUACUACCUGCAAUGGUGAAGCCAUCAAGCGGAGACCAGCCACCCUCCGAUGAUGAUGUAGAGCCACAGUCGCAAGUCAGCACGAGUCUUGCGUCAGCAUCUCAUCCCUCGUUGGCAUCGCUGGAAACGUUUUGCAUGGCAGAUUUGGGGCAGGCCACGGAUGCGGCCAAUCAAUUUUUUCGCCGCCAAGUGCAUAAGAAGCAUGAGAAGCAGAAGUGA